UUACUCUGGGCAAUGGAUUUUCAAUACAAAGGAGCUAAGCAUAAGCAAGCAGCUAGGGUUGCUAACGCUCUCUCACGUUAACUGGUAAUGAUCGCCGCCGUCUUCGAGUUGUAGCUCGAGUUCUUUCAGCUUGCAUUGCGAUUCGCCCCGGUCUGUUGCCUUUCUUCAUUUAUCUUUGGAGGAGAGAUGAGUAAGAAAAAGAAUCCUUUGGUAUUCUUAGAUGUUUCAAUUGGUGGAGAUCCAGUGGAAAAAGUUGUUAUUGAGCUAUUUGCAGAUGUCGUUCCCAAGACAGCUGAGAAUUUCCUGGCACUCUGUACAGGUGAAAAGGGCAUUGGCAAAUCUACCGGGAAACCCUUGCACUAUAAAGGAACUUUUUUCCAUCGAAUAAUCAAAGGAUUCAUGGCUCAGGGUGGUGACUUUUCAAUGGGAAAUGGCACUGGUGGAGAAAGUAUUUAUGGAGGGAAGUUUGCAGAUGAGAACUUUAAACUAGCUCAUGAUGGUCCUGGGGUUCUCUCUAUGGCAAACAGUGGUCCAAGCACAAAUGGGUCUCAAUUCUUUAUAACCUUCAAGCGACAACCCCAUCUUGAUGGGAAGCAUGUUGUUUUUGGCAAGGUAAUUAAGGGAAUGGAUGUUUUGAAGAAAAUGGAGCAAGUUGGAACAGGUGAUGGAAAGCUUUCUCAACCUGUCAAAAUAUCAGACUGCGGUGAAUACUCUGAAAGUAUACUUCAGGAUGCUAUUGGGAAAACUGAAGGGAAAGGGAAGAAAUCAAAAAAAGUUGCUUCUUCUGACAGUUCUGACAAGCAAGUGAAGAGAAGCAGAAAGUCUUUGAAGGAUAGAAGGAAUAAAAGAAAAAGAAGAUACUCUUCAUCUGAUUUCUACAGCUCUGACUCUGACUCCGAUUCCUAUUCUUCAGAUUCAGAAUUGGAUGACUCUGCAUCUGAAUCAAGUUCCUCUAGCGAUGGAAGAAGACAUAGGAGGAGGAGGUUGACAAAAAGAGACAAGUGUAAACGUGGGAAGAAGAGGAAGGGUGGGCGAAGAGAUAGGAAAAAAGGCCGUCAAGAAAGAAGAUCAAAACGCAAAUGGAGUUCAGAUAGUUCAACUGACAGUGAAAGUGAGAGUACAAGCUCCAGCAGUGGCAGCGAUGUUGAGAAAGCUGGUUCUCGCCGUGUUUCUGCUCAUGCCAAUUGUAUCCCCAAACCUGCUGAAGGGCUAGAAAGGAAUAAGUUGAAGGUCACCAAGGAAAACUCGCACGAAGAAGGUGAAUUGUCCCCAAAAAGUGAUGAGCUUCCCAACAACGGUAACGGAAACAAAGCUGCUAAACAACAUACCCAUAUAGAUGGCUCAGACAGAUCAAGAAGUGUGAGCCCAACCACAAAACGGAGGCCAAACAGAAGUCGCAGCCAGAGCAUGACUCCUCCCAAGGAUGAUGAUAAAAGCCCUCCUCAGAUAUCUCACGAGCAGAACCAGGGAAGGACUACCCAUAGCACAUUGAGUAGUCCUUCAAGGAAAGCCCCUACAUCUAACCAAGGUCGUAUUUCCUCAAGAAGUCCGUCUCCAGGUGGCAAACCAAAGCGUGUAAGAAAAGGUCGUGGCUUCACUGACCGCUAUUCCUUUGCACGCCGAUACCGUACACCUUCUCCCGAGCAUUCCCCACCAAGAGCCUACCAUUAUGGUGGAAGAAAUAUUCCAGAAAGAAACAAUGAUAGAUAUUCUAGGUACAGAAAUAAUUCAGAUCAAUCAACCCGCAGACGCUGUACAAGCCCGGCAAGAGGCCAUAGUCCACCCAGAUAUGGGCGCAGAAGAAGUAGGAGUAGGAGUGUUUCUCGCAGCCCAGUUGGUUAUCGGGGUCAAUACAGAGAUCGAAGUCAGAGCCAGAGUACUAUUCGAAGUCCUAGUCCUAGAGACAAACGACCUGCCAUAAGCAAGGGGUUGAAAUCUCGUCUUGGUCCUCGAAUCGAUGAUCACCGCUCCCCAUACAAAGACAAAUCGGGGUCAAGGUCCUCUAGGUCAAGGAGUAGUGGGUCCUCGCGUUCUAGAGCUCCUGAUAUCUCACCACCAAGAGAUCGCAACAGAAGGUCUGCAUCCCCUGACAAGUCCAAAUCAAGCUCCCCAUCCGGACAGAGGGGAUUGGUCUCUUAUGCAGACUAAAUCCAUGCCCCUCUACUGUGCUUGGUUUGCAACACAAGAGGGAAGAGAUUUUGGUUGGGCAUGACAUUUUAUAUGCUAUUACAAAUUUUAAGAUUGUGGAUUUAGAGUUGCAAAAUAGUUGUAGUUUUUCUUUGGCCAGCAACCUUAGAAAGACAUUGAGAACUUAUG
Molecule: messenger RNA, 2316 nt
Organism: Hibiscus syriacus
Lineage: Eukaryota; Viridiplantae; Streptophyta; Magnoliopsida; Malvales; Malvaceae
Product: peptidyl-prolyl cis-trans isomerase CYP63-like
Exons: 15
Coding region: 187-2148 (653 amino acids)
Biological process (GO): protein folding; protein peptidyl-prolyl isomerization
Molecular function (GO): peptidyl-prolyl cis-trans isomerase activity
Source: RefSeq, a predicted model, not a curated record